AUGACCCGCGGAAAUCAACGUGAAUUGGCCCGUGCCAAAAACUUGAAGAAGGAAGCCAAAUCAAAAGGCGGCAAUGGCAAGUCUGGCUCUGAGCUGGCGAAGCAGGGCUUGAGCGAUGCCGAAAAGAUGCGACGGAAGCAACUCGAGGGUGCGAAUAACCAAAUCUACUCAAUACCCGCGACGAAUCAGUCAACUGACGAGAGCAACAGCCGAUGA
Molecule: messenger RNA, 216 nt
Organism: Trichoderma harzianum CBS 226.95
Lineage: Eukaryota; Fungi; Ascomycota; Sordariomycetes; Hypocreales; Hypocreaceae
Exons: 2
Coding region: 1-216 (71 amino acids)
Source: RefSeq, a predicted model, not a curated record